Portunus trituberculatus (swimming crab) is the source of this 2454-nucleotide messenger RNA. Its product is annotated as monocarboxylate transporter 9-like. The coding region runs from base 478 to 2199 and encodes 573 amino acids. The transcript is spliced from 11 exons. The record is from RefSeq and is a predicted model, not a curated record. Gene Ontology annotation, biological process: monocarboxylic acid transport; transmembrane transport. Gene Ontology annotation, molecular function: monocarboxylic acid transmembrane transporter activity. NCBI's taxonomy places the organism in Eukaryota, Metazoa, Arthropoda, Malacostraca, Decapoda, Portunidae.
CUGUCACGUACCGUAGUGCAGCCACUACACAGCUCUGUCGAAAAUCAGUCUCUCGAGGUGAAGGGUGCGAGGCAGAUAGCCGCUGUUCAGCUUACUGUCUUGAGUGAAGGAGCCACACCUUUAGAAAGAUAGACUAUCCUCAACGACCCGCACGUUCUAUCUUUCUUGAACUCUUCCCGAUAAAAGGUAGUUUAGUUUUGUUUAUUAAAAAAAACGCAGUGAAUGGGAAAUUUACGUAAUAAUAAAUUUGUUACUUGUUUGUGAUAAGAAUAAAGUCUUAUCACGUUUUACGAAACAUUCCCGGAGGCUUCACUCAGUCGUGUUUAGUGCGUACAUACAAAUUUCGGUUCAGCUUCGUUCGCGCCCGUGCUUCACCAAGGAAUUAGGCAGCGUGCUGGGAGAGGGAGCUCAACUCUUCGGGUAAAGUGUGGAUGCAACACCACCUUCACCACCACCACCACCACUGCCGAAGCAAGGAUGAAGGGGAAGGCAGUGGCGGGGGAGAAGGUGGACAAGGAGGGCGGGAACAAGGAGGAAGAGCUUCUACUGAAUGGAAAUAGACAAUCGACCAUCACGAAGCCCAAAGAGGUGAAGGAGGACCAGAAGGUGGCGAAGACGCAGGGAACAGCUCCUGACGGUGGUUGGGGCUGGUGUGUGGUGCUCGCCGGGACAAGUGGCAUGAUGAUGCUGGCAACACAAGGCCCCUGCUUUGGUGUUCUUUACGGCCAGCGCCUGUCUGACCUCGGUGCCUCGCCCAGCCUCGCGACAUGGCUUUUCAAUAUACAGUCCCUUAUCUGGAACCUGUCCGGUCCAUGGGCUGGGCCACUGAACGAGGUAUUUUCGUACCGCACCAUCGCCACGGCAGGCUCCCUAUUAGCAGCCUCUUCGCUCUUCCUCUCCGCCCUGGUGCAAAACCCUUACCUACUGCUGCUCACAUUCUCCGUCACAGUUGGUUUGGGCGGCGGGCCGGCAAUCAUGAGCUGCUAUCAGUCCACGGCGCUCUACUUCAACAAGCGUCUGGGUCUCGCCAACGGCAUCGUGGUGACAGGCGGCUCCCUGGGCCUCAUCCUCAUGCCGCAGCUCGCCUCUCUGUUGCAGGACGUCUAUCCCUUCCGCUGGGCCUCCUUCAUCACAGGAGCUGUGGUCCUCCAUUGCCCGGUGAUGAUGUUGCUGCUGCACCCCAUCAGCUGGCAUCGCCGCGCUCCGGAGAAGUCUCCGGAAGAUCCGGUUGGGCUUCAGGCAGCUAAAGAGGACGCCAGUGAGACGCACAAACCCCUGAGCCAAGGCUUACCUCGAGGGUCUUCAGUGCCUACAGAUCUGCUCAAGCUGGGCGGCGGGCUCAGGCGCGAGAUGGUGAUCGCCAAGAGGCUUCGCUCCGGCAGCGAAUGUCACACCGACACUCAGUGGUUGGACCAGCGGGGGUCCGCCUUCCGUCUGGGCGGCAGCACAUUCAUGGCAGGCAGCGUCCUGACCCUCCAAGACAACGACGUCACAGAGGAGAGGCAACAGGAAGGAGACAAGCAGAUGAGUCCUGCGAGGCGGGUAUGGAUCAAGUUUCGGUCCCAGUACAACUUGAGGUUAAUGAAGGAUCCGCUGGCGAUGGGCAUCGCCCUGGCCACGUGCCUCAGCAUCACCGGCGGCAUCAACAUCUUCGCUGCCAUCCCGUUCGUGUUGGCCGAGGCGGACUACUCCCUGCAGGACAUCGCCACGGCCAUGUCGGUGACGGCCGUGGUGGAUCUGUUCACGCGCAUGCUGGGGGCGUUCAUCACGGACUGCCCCAAGGUUGACGUCAGACUCCUCUACGCCUUCGCACAACUCAUCUACAUCGUGGUGCCUUACGUUCUCAUGUGUAACAGCGACCAACAAUGGAUCACGUUGGCGUGCAUGGCGGCGCUGGGCAUAGGACUCGGCCUCUUCUACCUACUGGACAUGUUGCUGGUGGUGCGGGUCCUGGGCGUGCACAGGAUGUCGACGGUGAUGGGGCUGAGUCAGUUCUUCCGAUGCCUUGCCUUCACUGCGUUAGGUCCCUCUGGAGGUCAGCUUCGGGACACCACAGGGAACUUCUUCGCCACGGUCCUCUUCAUGUCCAGCGUCGUUUUGGUAGGUCACAUAUUCCUUAUAUUUACCACGUUCACGGCUCACUGUUGUCGCCCCGCUACGCCGAAUUCCUCCCCAGCCCAGCACCGUCCACGUGUCUAGCCCUGGACUCCCGACGCCCAUCAAAUCAAGCAAGUGUUCAGUGGAGUGGAAGAUCAUCUUAUGAUUACUGCAAUCUUAAACGUUUGAAUACAUUAUCUCGAAUACUUGGAACAGACUCAUGUGGAAGUUGUUUGUUUUCAAGGAUGCUUUCAUGAUUCUACCGACAGUAUAACGAAGAUUCUGUGACAUCAAUGAGAGAGAGAGAGAGAGAGAGAGAGAGAGAGAGAGAGAGAGAGAGAGAGAGAGAGAGAGAGA